UAGAUAUGUCUGCUGCCAGCUGUCUGCUGACUGAAGAUCAGUUUCUGUGCUCCAUCUGUCUGGAUGUGUUCACUGAUCCAGUCACCAUACCAUGUGGACACAACUUCUGUAAAACCUGCAUCACUGAACACUGGAAUAUUAAUGUCCAAUGCCUGUGUCCCCUGUGUAAUAAACGUUUUCACAGAAGACCUGAGCUGUAUGUCAACACUUUCAUAUCUGAGAUGGCUGCUCAGUUCAGACAGUCCGGUGUAAAGGAAAUCACCAGAAGCUCAGAGCAGCAACGAGCCAGACCAGGAGAUGUUGUCUGUGACGUCUGCACUGGAACCAAACUGAAGGCCCUGAAGUCCUGCCUGGUGUGUCUGGCCUCCUACUGUGAGACUCAUCUGGAGCCUCAUCAGAGAAUCCCAGGCCUGAAGAGACAUCAGCUGAUGGACCCUGUGGAUGAGAACCUGGAAGGCAGGAUGUGUACGAAGCACGAUAAACUGCUGGAGCUGUUCUGUAAGACCGACCAGAUGUGUGUCUGCAUGCUCUGCACUGUUUUAGACCACAAGACACAUGAUUUUGUUCCUCUGAAAGAAGAAUAUGAAGAAAAGAAGGUUGAGCUGGGAAAGACAGAGGCUGAAAUUCAGGAGAUUAUCCAAGAGAGGCGACUUAAGAUACAAGAGAUCAAACAUUCGGUUGCCCUCAGUAAGGAAGACGCAGACAGAGAGAUAGCAGAAGGUGUUCAGGUCUUCACUUCUCUGAUGGAGUCUGUUGAGAGAGGCCUGACCGAGCUCAUCGACACGAUCAAAGAGAAGCAGAGAAAGACAGAGAAACAGGCUGAAGACUUCAUCAAAGAGCUGGAACAGGAAAUCUCUGUACUGAAGAAGAGAAGCACUGAGGUGGACGAUCUCUCACACACUGAAGACCACCUCCACCUCCUCCAAAGCUUCCUGUCCCUGAACGCUGCUCCACCCACCAAGGACUGGACAGAAGUCAGCGUCCGUCCACCUUCAUAUGAGGGAUCCUUGGUGGUAGCUGUAGCUAAUCUGGACAAGACACUCAAUGAAAAGAUGAAGAAUUUGAUUAAGGUCGAGCUGAAGAGGGUCCAGCAGUAUGCAGUGGAUGUGACACUCGAUCCUGAUACAGCACAUCCUGAACUCAUCCUGUCUGAUGAUGGGAAACAAGUGAGUCAUGGUGACGUGAAGAAGAAUCUGUCAGACAACCCAGAGAGAUUUUCUGUUCAGCCCUGUGUUUUAGGAAAGCAGAGUUUCUCCUCAGGCCAGUUUUACUACGAGGUUCAAGUUAGAGGAAAGACUGACUGGACUUUAGGAGUGGUCAAAGAGUCAGCAAAGAGGAAGGGAUACGUCCCAAUAAGCCCAGUGGAAGGUUAUUGGACCAUGUGGUUCAGGUCUGAAAAUGAGUACAAAGCUCUUGCUGACCCUCCAGUCCGUCUCUCUCUGCAGUCUCAGCCUGAGAAGGUGGGGGUGUUUGUGGAUUAUGAGGAGGGUCUGGUCUCCUUUUAUGACGUUGAUGCUGCAGCUCUUAUCUACUCCUUUACUGGCUGCUCCUUCACUGACAAACUCUACCCAUACUUCUGUCCUGGUCUUCAGUAUGGUGGUAAAAACUCUGCACCUCUGAUCAUCCCUAAUGUCAGUCACACUGAAUAGACUGAUCAGAUAUCG
This is a messenger RNA of Morone saxatilis (striped sea-bass), 1664 nucleotides long. Its product is annotated as E3 ubiquitin-protein ligase TRIM21-like. Gene Ontology annotation, molecular function: zinc ion binding; protein binding. The record is from RefSeq and is a predicted model, not a curated record. Lineage: Eukaryota; Metazoa; Chordata; Actinopteri; Moronidae.